Odontomachus brunneus is the source of this 1135-nucleotide messenger RNA. RefSeq names its product myb/SANT-like DNA-binding domain-containing protein 3. The record is from RefSeq and is a predicted model, not a curated record. Lineage: Eukaryota; Metazoa; Arthropoda; Insecta; Hymenoptera; Formicidae. The coding region runs from base 333 to 1007 and encodes 224 amino acids. The transcript has 6 exons.
CAUCGACUAAUGCCCGAUUUCUUCAUACCUCCCAACAGCUAUCUUCCAGAUAAAGAUAUCCGGUAGAUAACUAAAACUUCGUUUUCUUCACUGAAACCUCUGAUUACGUAUCUAACGCAUAGCUAUUCUUCAUACUACAAACUUUCGGCACAAAAUAUACUAGAAUUUAACUAUAAAUUACCAUAUUCUGUCACCGACAUGUUCUUCUCCGGGUCAGUCAUUUGAUACCAAUAUAUUCUUGUAAGUGAGGUUAAGUGAGGUUUACGAAAAUAAAUAUUAUAUAUUUUUGGUGAACUUUUUCAAGAAAGUGGAAAAAACAUUUAUCCGGCUCAAUGGACAAAGAAAAAAGGGGAGCGAAUUUUACAAAAACUGAAAUUGAUUUGUUAAUUGACGUUACAUUAAAAUAUAAACAUAUUGUCGAAAAUAAAAAAACCGAUGCAACAACAUGGAAAGACAAAAAUGAAGCUUGGGAGAAAAUUUCCAACGAAUUUAAUGCUGCAUCAGGAAAUUUUCCUCGCUCCAUAAAAACGAUUCGUUCCAAAUAUGACACAAUAAAAAAAAGUAUUCGCAAAAAAUGCUCGUUGCUCAAAAGCGAACAAACAAAAACUGGUGGUGGUCAGUGCGCAGUGACUUUGACUCCAAGUGAGGAGAAAGUAUUAUCAUUAACACCAAACACCAUGGUGGGUCUCAAAUCCAGAUUUGACAAUGACUCGGAAGCAUGUACAAGUAAUGUAAAACAGUGGAUGACACAACAGGAUGUAGAAGAUGAGUCAGAACUUCGUGUUACGGAAGAUCUCAUUGAAUUCCUUGAAGAUGGAGAUGAUAGUGUUCUCCAGUUUUUGAAAAGAACAGAAAAGGUGGAAGUACCUCAAGCGACAUUAAUAAUUCCAGAAAAAUCAGAGAAUAUCGAAAAGACCUCACUGAAAAGAAAGAUUGAUACUGCACAUUUUGUUCACGAGAAUAAAGAGAAUAAAACACAAAAAGGAACUGAUAAUAAGUUUAUUUAAAAAAAAAAAAGAGCCAAGCAAUUUGAAGAUUCUCAGAUUACGCAAGAGAUGUCACGCUUGAAAAACGAAACCUUGAUGUUGCAAAAAAAUUUAUUAUUACAAGAAAUAGAGGCUAAAUCAGAAAUCAC